UCAAAAUAAAUACACUUAACUAUUACCUUUUAAACAGGGAAUCAACAAGUUCUUGAGGUGCCUUCUUACCACAUCAACAUUUGCAAGUAAUUUGAUUCCUUUCCAAAAUGAAUUCCUUAGAUUAUGGCCACAUUAACAUGGAAUCAAAACGUGUAAGCAAGAGGCACAGAUUGCUUAGCAGACACCCAACCUUUCCGCCUGCAUAUAUAUAUAAAUAAAAGCAACACCAUUUCAUGAGCGUUGUCAGACAAUUUCUUGAUGAUCAGACAAACUCAACAAUGGCAGCAAUUCUCGUACUCCUCGUCUUGGCGGCUUUUCUAGUUUUGAACUGUGAAUCCAUCAGCCGAGCUGAUUUUCCGGAGGGGUUCACUUUUGGAACCGCUUCUUCAGCUUACCAGUUUGAAGGGGCUGUCAAUGAAGGAAAUAAAGGAGACAGCAUAUGGGAUACCUUCACCAGAAAACCAGGAAGAAUAUUGGAUUUCAGCAAUGCAGACACAGCGGUUGAUCAGUAUCAUCGGUUUAAGAGUGACAUAGACUUGAUGAAGGACUUGGGAAUGGAUGCUUAUAGAUUCUCAAUAUCGUGGUCAAGAAUCUUGCCAAAUGGAACUGGGGAACCGAAUCAGGAAGGGAUAGAAUACUACAACAAUCUGAUAGAUGCUUUGCUAGAUAAAGGAAUCCAACCCUAUGCAACUCUGUACCAUUGGGAUCUUCCGCAGAUUCUUGAAGACAAAUAUGGAGGACUGUUGACCAAUCAAGUAGUAAAGGAUUUUGAAAAUUAUGCUUAUAUCUGUUUCAAAGCUUUUGGGGAUAGAGUGAAACAUUGGAUGACUUUCAACGAGCCUCAUGGUAUUGCAAUCCAGGGCUAUGAUUUAGGGAUUCAAGCUCCGGGCAGAUGCUCUAUCCUCGGACACCUAAUCUGCAAAGCCGGAAAAUCAUCUGUCGAACCUUACAUAGUAGCUCACAACAUCCUCUUGUCUCAUGCUGCUGCUUAUCACAUUUAUCAGAAUCAUUUCAAGGAAAGGCAACAAGGCAAAGUUGGGAUAGCUCUCGAUGCUAAGUGGUACGAACCGAUAUCUAACGCAGAUGAGGAUAUAGAUGCUGCAGGGAGAGCCAUGGAUUUCGGACUUGGAUGGUUCCUUGAUCCACUUCUCCUUGGGAAUUAUCCUCUUUCAAUGCAGAAGUUGGUGGCUGAAAGACUCCCUGAAAUCACUCCAGAGACAUCUCGAUUCCUCAAAGGAUCCCUUGACUUUGUCGGCAUAAAUCAUUACACUACCUUAUAUGCCCGUAAUGAUAGAACUCAUUUUCGUAAGCUCAUAUUGCAGGACGCCUCAUCCGACUCUGCUGUAAUUGCCACAUCUUCAAAGCACGGAAUCGCCAUUGGAGAAAGAGCUGCAUCCAGUUGGCUACACAUUGUCCCGUGGGGCAUCAGGAAGUUGGCAAACUAUAUUAAAGACAAGUACGGGAAUCCACCGGUAAUUAUAACUGAAAACGGGAUGGAUGAUCCUAAAAGAUCUCAUCGAGCAUUGCCUAAGGCUUUGCAGGACGAUAAGAGAAUAAAUUAUCACCGCGACUAUCUCUCUAACCUAUCUGCUGCUAUAAGGCAAGACAAUUGUGACGUUCGUGGUUAUUUCGUAUGGUCAUUGCUUGACAACUGGGAAUGGAACAUGGGAUAUACUGUCCGGUUUGGGCUCUACUAUGUGGACUACAAGAACAACCUUACCAGGAUACCUAAGUCCUCAGUCAGUUGGUUCAGAAACAUGCUAACAACAUCAAGAACACAACUGGGUGUUCGAUGGCAAUAAAAUCUUGCCUGAUUAUAGACCACAUCUGUACAUGUUGUACCAUACAACAAAUGCAUUAUGCGAUUCUUAAGCUCAUAUGAUCAAUACAUUGGCUGGCUGAUGAAGCCUUUGAUUCUGUUCCA
This is a messenger RNA of Sesamum indicum (sesame), 1924 nucleotides long. It is a transcript of the gene BGLU41, whose product is annotated as beta glucosidase 41. Gene Ontology annotation, molecular function: beta-glucosidase activity. Gene Ontology annotation, biological process: carbohydrate metabolic process. The record is from RefSeq and is a predicted model, not a curated record. Lineage: Eukaryota; Viridiplantae; Streptophyta; Magnoliopsida; Lamiales; Pedaliaceae.